Messenger RNA from Cylas formicarius (sweet potato weevil), 5528 nucleotides. RefSeq lists its product as uncharacterized. The coding region runs from base 81 to 3227 and encodes 1048 amino acids. NCBI's taxonomy places the organism in Eukaryota, Metazoa, Arthropoda, Insecta, Coleoptera, Brentidae. The record is from RefSeq and is a predicted model, not a curated record. Gene Ontology annotation, molecular function: oxidoreductase activity, acting on paired donors, with incorporation or reduction of molecular oxygen; heme binding; monooxygenase activity. The transcript has 6 exons.
GCCACCUUAAUGUAGCCUCCGUAUUAUAUUUAUCAGCCGUAUUUAUUAUCUGACGCUCCCGCGCGAGAGACUAGUCGAAAAUGUCUGCGUUGCUAGUAGCAACCGUAGUGCUAAGCGGCGUAUAUUUGCUGUUUAAAUUAUGCUCCGAUUAUUUACACGGCUAUUGGGAAAGGCGCGGAGUGCCCCAGCUCGAUCCUGAACCCGUAUACGGAGACUUGAAGGGACUCCUAAAAAAUUACGAGACCAGACAAGACGUGUUCCUCGACAUCUACACCAAAUUCAAGCGAAAGAACGCCAAGUACGGAGGAGUGUAUCUCAUGUACAAGCCGGUCUUCGUACCAAUCGAUCCUUCGAUAGUCAAGCUCAUACUGACAUCAGACUUUGAGCAUUUCACAGCGCAUUCCAAGGAGUUGCAACACGAGAACAUCCUGAGCGCUAACCUGUUCAACCUGCAAGGCGAACCUUGGCGUCAGUUGCGAAGGAAGUUGACGCCCGUGUUCACUUCCGGCAAGAUGAAGAUGAUGUUUCAGGUAGUGGUGGAAAAAGCCGACGGCCUAGAGGCUGCAGUGGACCGAGAAGUGGGCAAAGAUGGCGUCGACAUCAAAGACAUAUUGGCCAGGUUCACCACCGACAUUAUCGGAAGCUGCGCCUUCGGCAUCGAAUGUAACACUUUGAUCGAUCCUAACGCGGAAAUUAGAAAGUACGGGGAAGUCCUUUUCACUCCCAUUACCGACACCAAAAGCUUGUUUCGAGUGGUGGCGGAAGCUCUAGCGGACGAAAGCUCCAGUGUUCCGCCGGGCGCCAAAAUAGUGGAGGAUUUCUUCACUAAAAUGGUAAAAGACACCAUCGAAUACCGGGAGAAGAACAACGUCUUCAAGAAGGACUUCAUGCACCUCAUGAUCCAGCUGAAGAACCGGGGAUAUUUGAGCGACGACGGGAAACUCCUCAAAACGGAGGAGGGUAUGGGUGCGGAUAGCCUCACGGAGUUUGAGGUGAUCGCUCAAUGUCUGUUCUUCUUCCUGGCGGGAUUCGAAACAGCCGCUACCACCACGGCGUACGCUCUGUACGAGCUCACUCAAAGACCCGAAACCCAAUUGAAAAUAAGGGAGGAGGUGGACCGCGUUUUGAGGAACCACGGAGGGAAGUUGACCUACGACGCCGUUGCGGAUAUGAAAUACACCGAAAAAGUAAUUCGAGAAGCGCUGAGGCUUCAUCCACCAGUAGCAGUUCUGCCGAGGAUGUGCACCAAGAACUACACAAUACCCGGUACCCACGUGGAAAUAGAAAAAGGAACGAUGAUAGAAAUUUCUGUACUGGGACUGCAGACGGAUCCCGAUUUUUUCCCCGAUCCGGACAAAUUCAUCCCGGAAAGGUUUGACGACCAGAACAAAUCCAACAUAGUAGAUUACACCUAUCUACCUUUUGGCGAAGGACCCAGGAUAUGCUUGGGUAUGAGAUUUGGAAUGCUACAAAGCAAAGUCGGCAUCGCGACCCUACUCCGGAGAUACAAUUUUAGUUUGAACCCGAAAACGCGGACACCAUUGGCGUAUCCAAGGGGAACGUUCAUCAGUGCGGUGGAAGGUGGACUAUGGGUAGAUAUCGCCAAUGCUUCACGGGGCCUUCAUAUUAAUUUUAUCAGGCCGAUUGCCGUAUUUAUCAUCUCUCGCUUCCGCGCGACAGAUCAGUCAAAAAUGUCUGCGUUACUAGUAGCAACCGUAGUGCUAAGCGGCGUAUAUUUGCUGUUUAAAUUAUACUCCGAUUAUUUACACGGCUACUGGGAAAGGCGCGGAGUGCCCCAGCUCCAUCCUGAAUCCGUAUACGGAGACUUGAAAGCAAUCCUAAAAAAUUACGAGUCCAGACAAGACGUGUUCCUCGACAUCUACACCAAAUUCAAGCGAAAGAACGCCAAGUACGGAGGAGUGUAUCUCAUGUACAAGCCGGUCUUCGUACCCAUUGAUCCUUCGAUAGUCAAGCUCAUACUGACAUCAGACUUCGAGCAUUUCACAGCACAUUCCGAGGAGUUACAACACCUGGACAUCCUGAACGCUAACCUGUUCAACAUGCAAGGCGAACAUUGGCGUCAGUUGCGAAAGAAGUUGACGCCCGUGUUCACUUCCGGCAAGAUGAAGAUGAUGUUCGAGGUGAUCGCGGAAAAAGCAGAGGGAAUGGAGGCCGUAGUGGACCGAGAAGUGGGCAAAGAUGGCGUCGACAUCAAAGACGUAUUGGCCAGGUUCACCACCGACAUUAUCGGAUGCUGUGCGUUCGGCAUCGAAUAUAACACUUUGAACGAUCCUAGCGCGGAAAUUCGAAAGCACGGGGAAGUCCCUUUCACUCCCAUUACAGACACCAAAAGCUUGCUUCGAGUGGUGUGGGAAGCUCUAGCGGGCGGAAGCUCCAAUGUGCCACCGAGCUCCAAAACAGUUGAGGAUUUCUUCCGUAAAAUGGUAAAAGACACCAUCGAAUACCGGGAGAAGCACGACGUCUUCAAGAAAGACUUUAUGCACCUCAUGAUUCAGCUGAAGAACCGGGGAUGUUUGAGCGACGACAAGAAACUCCUCAAAACGGAGGAGGGAAUGGGUGCGGAUAGCCUCACGGAGUUGGAGGUGAUCGGCCAUUGUCUGUUCUUGUUCCUAGCAGGAUUCGAGACAGCCGCUACCACCAUGACAUACGUUCUGUACGAGCUCACUCAUAGUCCCGAAACGCAAUUGAAAAUAAGGGAGGACGUGGACCGCGUUUUGAGGAACCACGGAGGGAAGUUGACCUACGAAGCCGUUACUGAUAUGAAAUACACCGAAAGCGUAAUUCGAGAAGCGCUGAGGCUUCAUCCACCAGUAGCAGUUCUGCCGAGGAUGUGCACCAAGAACUACACAAUACCCGGUACCCACGUGGAAAUAGAAAAAGGAACGAUAAUAGAAAUUUCUGUACUGGGACUGCAGACGGAUCCGGAUUUUUUCCCCGAUCCGGACAAAUUCAUCCCGGAAAGGUUUGACGACCAGAACAAAUCCAACAUAGUAGAUUACACCUAUCUACCUUUUGGCGAAGGACCCAGGAUAUGCUUGGGUAUGAGAUUUGGAAUGCUACAAAGCAAAGUAGGCAUCGCGACCCUACUCCGGAGAUACAAUUUUAGUUUGAACCCGAAAACGCGGACACCAUUGGCGUAUCCAAGGGGAACGUUCAUCAGUGCGGUGGAAGGUGGACUAUGGGUAGAUAUCGCCAAUGCUUCGUGACGAAUUUGGAUACCGCAAUUGGCAACAUCGACUUCGUAGACGUUGUUACGUCUCGCUUAGUUUAAAUGGAAAUAAAGUGGCCUUUGUUUGGUUUUCCCUAUGUCUUACCGUUAUAAAAAUAAAAAAAUCGUAGAGUUUGAAGCCAUUUUCAAAUUAAUUUAAUUUAAUUAAACAAAAUAAGUUGAACUUUAAAUGAUAAUAAUCUUAGAUGGAACAUACGGGUUACUUUUUAUAAAAUAUCUGGAUUUCUCCUGCGUUGGUUUUUGUUGAUUCUAACUAGUUAGGGUUUCGCCUGUUGGCUUCUUCAGAGCUUGAUUGAAACUGGCUCGCAUUUUACUCUGUACCUGCUUAUAUAUUGUUUGAAGGGGACGGAGCUAAAUGAGGCGCAUAAACACCGCCUCGGAUGACUGAUUCCCAUAUUGCUGAUAGGUAGAAUCCUGAGUCGCAAUUAAGAUUGUUAGGUUGCUUAUAGAUUUCUAUAGACUCUCGGAUUUUUCGUUAGUAGAAGAAUUGAUUACAUGCAAGAAUUUGACGGAUCGAAGAUGUUGAGAGGUUUUUAGACAAGUGAUGUUUUGAAUACAAGGAAGGACAACGGUGGCAAUUAUGGGAUCGCUUUCGGUUUCAUUGCUCUUGGAAGGUUGUGGUGAAGUGUAUUUUGUGACGGAACGCUUAAUAUCUUUAAUGUGGAAAUUACUAGAUAGAAGAGAAGAGGUCCAUUAAAUUCAAAAUAAUUUUGGUCUAAAGAUACUAUUAAGCAAUGUAAUAAAUCUUGUUUCAUCAAUGGGUUAACCUGUUUCCGAGUGAGGGUGAAAUCUACUAAAUCUAUCACAUCCAUAGGUGUAAUACUGGGAAAUAAGUUUGUACAUCAAAAGAUAAUAGUGUUGCGUUAAAAGGGAUUUUAAUAUUUUUAAUUUUGUUGAUUAAUUGAAAAGAAUUUGUUAUUGCAAAUUUUGGUUUAAAAUCUGUGAGGAAAAUCUAAGAAAUCGGAUAGAAGACUCUUGUACAGUUAUUAGGAACAUCCUUGGUAUUUUAGAAAGGGUUCGCCAGUUCCUAACAAGGCGUGCAAAUGCAUGUAACGAAGUCGGGGGGUUGGGGGAGGGGGUUAUUUCCCGCAGUUGCUCUAAUUUAUUUUUUUCUAGGAGAGUAUUGUAUUAAGGAUUCUUUAGUUUACAGUUACUGUUAGUAGUUAAUUUUUUUUAUUCAUUUAUUUUUUUAAGCGAAAGCUAGUCCGUGCACCAAAUUUGCUUCCAACUGAAUGAAGAUUUUAAAAAUAUUUUUUGUUCUCAAAAAAAGCAGUGGCGCGCUAUUUUUUUCUUUAAAAAUUUUCAGUCCACACCACGUACAAACGCCACUGGUAAAAAUAAAAAUAAUGCUUUCGUGUCAAAAAUCGCCUCUCAAAAAUUAAAAGACGUACACCAAAUUUCAUAAAAAUGCCGAAAAUUAUAUAAAAGUUAUAAAUGGAAAAACGAGGAAAUACAUCUACCUGUGACAAAAAAAUCGCAGUACAAACAUGGAUCGUCACAAAGAAGAACAUGAUGAUUCUAAAAGUCACGCAACAUGCAAUGGGACCAAUACAUGGAUAAGACAAAGAACAAGGGUAACCGACGUGGUGCGCAAAGUAUUAAGGCUGAAAUGGAAAUGCAGAGGACAUGUAGCCAGGGGAGAAACUAACAAAUGGCAAACAUCAGCCGGAGGCCAUAUGCAGUUCGAAGACCCAGGGGAAGAACGCCAAUGAGAUGGACGGAUGAUUUAAAAUUGGAUACAAACAGCCUACAACGGAAGAAAAUGCUAGAAGGAACUUGAAGAUUCGUAUGUCCCAAAGUGAAUUUGGUACAGGCUAAAAAAGAAGAAGAUGUUCGAGAAUGGCAAAGCACUUUCUUAUGUUCAUAUAAUCGUAUAAUCGUUUCAAGAACUUUGCUUGCAGGCCUUUAGCGGACCAGUAUGCACCUUACAUUGCUGUUGAAUUCACAUAGCUAUUCUACUACAUUGAGCUCGAAUGCGAACGAUCCUUAACGGGGGCCUCCGUAUUAUUUUUAUCAGGCGGAGUGCGGUAUUUAUCGCGCGAGAGACCAGUCAAAAAUGUCUACGUUACUAGUAGCAACCGUAGUGCUAAGCGGCGUAUAUUUGCUGUUUAAAUUAUACUCCGAUUAUUUACACGGCUACUGGGAAAGGCGCGGAGUGCCCCAGCUCGAUCCUGAACCCGUAUACGGAGACUUGAAAGCAAUCCUAAAAAAUUACGAGUCCAGACAAGACGUGUUCCUCGACAUCUACACCAAAUUGAAGAGGAAGAACGCCAAGUAU